This is a messenger RNA of Rhipicephalus microplus (southern cattle tick), 3392 nucleotides long. RefSeq lists its product as uncharacterized. The record is from RefSeq and is a predicted model, not a curated record. Lineage: Eukaryota; Metazoa; Arthropoda; Arachnida; Ixodida; Ixodidae.
UGACGUAGCGUAAAGAUAGGCCAAGAUUAUGUACUUUAGGAAAAAUUGAAAACAGCUCCGCACUGUAGCGCCAUUGUCGUCGAAAACUUGACUACGCAUUCUGCACGCACGACUCACCCGGGACAGUAGCUGCCCACUUUGAGUGGGCCCAGAUUCCGAAGCACUUUUACGCAGCCCUCUGUGCGGGUGCGUACGCCUUUUUCAAAAUAGCUUUCAUUCUGAGUUGUCUCCUCUGCCGGCUAUGGCACCGCCGUGCAGCUACAAAUGUGGGGGCUUCCGUGAGCGACUGUGGGCCAACAUCUUCCGAAGUCCAGAGCAGAACUACCAACGCAGCUUCGUUGAACUUCAGUCGCCUCCUCCAUGAAACGGACGCCGGGGUGUUUGAAUCUGCCGAAAGCGUGCUUCAGGUCUUGCGACUCGCCGACGAGCGGUUUCGUGGUAACGACGUUAUUCCUCCUCUUACAACUCCGUGCAGCGGCGAUGGCGGGGAUUCUCGGUGUUGGGCGCUCAACUACCAGAGACGGUGGAACCAACUACUGAACCGUCGUGGCAUCGAGUUGAUCGAGCUUCCCGAGAACGCGUUCUUCUGCCUAACUUUUGGAAACACUCCCGAAGUGCUUCAAACACCCGAAGACAUCCAGACACUCACCGUAUGCUUAUGGUUGUUUCGCGAGCACCAGUGCGUUCGAGGCGUGAACAUGGCCGCGUACGUGGUGGCGCCACAUAACUCUGCACUGUUCUGGAGGCUUUUUCAGCUGAGCAAGCAUGUCACAGCAGUCGAGCUGCGAGACGUCCAGAAUAAUGUGGACAGCCUCUCUAUUCGCAGAUUGUUCCGUGGCAGAGCAGAGCAACUAACGGAGCUCGUCCUCGCUGACUUCUUUUUGUACGAGAAGGAUGCACGGGAUCUGGCAGCACUGUUGAGCUGCAACAAGAGUCUCAGCAGACUAGCCCUCAUCAAUCUGAACAUCAAGGAACAUUCAUUGGACUCCAUUGUUGCCAAAAUAAAAGAUCACGGUACACUCAAAGAAGUGGAAUUGACAGAAAGUCGAAAACCAAUCGCAAGCCACACCAUUGCCUACUUGCUUCAAUCACGCGUCCUGAAACUGCGAUUGAAUGUAGACUGCGCCUGGGAAGCAGUUUCUACCAUUCUGGCCAAAAAUGUAACACUCGCUCAACUCACCAUUAUCUCGCGCAGCACGUUCCACUCUGCGCUGGGGCCGCUGGCGCGUGCAGUGGCCACAAGAGAAACUCUUCAGAACCUUGUGCUUGUCCUGGAUCCGUCAUGGGCGGAAGCCAAUGAAAGUCACUUCGACUGGGAAGACCUAAUAGCCAUUGUCACGCAAUGUCGCGCGCUUCGAAAGCUUAGAAUAAGCGUGCCUUCUUUGGGAGACGCGGCUGCGAGAGCAAUAUCGGAAGCAAUCGGCAUUAAUCGGUCACUGCACGAACUCCACUUCGAUGGUUGUGUGAUUCCUUGCUACAGCGCAGUGGUGUUGCUGGAGGGCUUAUUACGCAACUGGACGCUACGGUUGCUGAGCCUUAUGAAUACCGAAGGCGAUGAUGCGGAGCAUCAGCACUUACUUCGUUUCAUGCUGAAGAACUCUUUGUGCCACAGAGUUUCUGUUCGGUACGAAGGCUGUCAAGCUAAGUUGUUGGAUGAAGCUAUGAGAAACAGCGAAAUUCAAUUCCCCAAUUUCAAUUUCUUUUGCAAGUACGCACCAGAUGCGAACAUUGUGUUUGAGGCCCUUCCGUGCGUCAAGGAUUCUUUGACAACCCUCUCCAUCGAUAGCAACGAAGAUUUGUUUGACGCGGGCGCCGAGUCUCUAGCCCGGCUCUUCAGUGACAGCGAGAUUCUAAAAAACGUCGUGCUUGAUUUUCCCGCAACUCCCGACACUUGUGUGAUUUUGCUCCAGGGUCUCGCACAGUCUCGCUCCAUCACGUCCGUCAGCCUGAUCGGCUGGAAAAUCGGUGUGGCAGAUGACACCGUGCCGCUCGCUUUCCAAGACUUGCUGCGCGUGAACUCGAGUAUCAUGGAAAUUACUCUUGCGCAAGGUGGUACGGGCGAGAUCGACAUUCUCCUCAAGCACCUCGCUAUUGGCUUGAGGGAAAACCGCAGCCUGUCUGAACUUGGCAUUUUGGGUGCCCCUGACUUUGGCGUGGUGCGGGACCCAGCCAUCAUGCAGUUGCUCCGAGUAAAUCGAAUGGCGGCGUCGCUUGCGGCGAGGUUGCUUUCAGGGGCUAGGCUUAGCACAUGGGCUGUACAUUCACUGGAACGAGUAAUAUCGUGUGAUUCAAUGAUCUCAAUUUUACAGUCUCAUUUGGCAAUAGGCAGCGAUGUCAUCAAUGAGAAACUCUCUGAAGUGCUGGUUAGGAUAAGAAGCGAGAACUUCAAGUUGGAGAAUCCAGAUAAGCAAUGCAGAUGCGUUUCUCCAGCGCAUCAUGACAAUAAAAUUGAACUGAGAAAUGCUCUUCUUUGUGAGAUUGGGAAAUAUUUAAGCCUUUCUGACGCUUCCUCGAAACAGUAAUUGUUGAAAAAGGGCUGCAUUUUCUGUCUUACGUCAAUAACCUUUUCUUUCAACGUUUCCCCAUUAUUCAUAUCCAUCGCCCAACAAAGCUUGUUGUUCUCGUUUCCUCUGGUAUAAACUGAACUUUUACACAUCGCAAAUGCCCAAUGGUUCAUUGGUUGGAUUUCUAUUAUUCACUGUCUUACUGUAUGAACUUGAACGUGUAGUCUGUGGUGCUGUUAUGCCAAAAAAAUCUUUCGAAGUGCGAUGAAACUUCAUCUGUGCGCUGCUAAAUCUUCAUUUGUGACACACUUUAUGGCGUUUUAUGUAGAGUUUUAGCCCAUAAACGACGUUUUGACUCACCACAUUUCUUCACUAGGUUGGCGACGUCAUGCUAACGAAACCUGAAAUCUGAUCAUUAUAACUGGUUAUCAUCAAAGGUAGAAACAUACUAGAAGUCUUAUGCACUAGCGCGGGCUUUCCUUACUUUCUCCGCUGUGCUGGUUAUAGGUGGAGGUGUCUUACAGGUGUACAGUUACUACAAAAGUUCAUGGUACGUGCACUGAAAAACACUCCGAUGUAGGAAAACCACAUGAUAGUCAUCGUAAUUAUAAUAUGAAGAUCGCCUUAGGUAGAGUUUAUCAUCACAGGUAGUGUAAGAUAUGCAUAGUUGUACAGCGUUAACAAGUGAAAUGUAUCAAGUGAUACUCGACAGGUGGCUGUGCUGUUCAUUUGAAGUUUGUGUAAUCAAAUGUCCGGUCACUAUGCUCCCGAAGAUUGUGAGAGCAUGCAUCAGCGCAUACGUAGGUUCGUUGAACUUCCUUUACCCCUUCUGUACUGCAUGUGUGCACGCGUCUUCUGUUUAAUAAAUUGAAAAACGGCGCUUGUCUA